AUGGACAGCGAUGAUUAUUCAGGUACACAGACUUCCAGGGUCGUUUUCCGUCAUGGAAGUUCAUUAGGAAGCUCAGUUCAGGCAGCUGGAGAGAGCAGUAGUGGUCCGGCCUCUUCCUUGGGUGUUAGGGGUCAUUUUCAUCAUGGUGCUUCAAGUAGCUUAACUUUGGCUACACCCUUACAAAGUUCUCCGAAUGUUACUAAUCAUUUUGGCCAGACAGAACCGAUGUUUGGAACUGGUGGUGGUGGUAGAUCGGUGGUUGCAACUAACGGUUUUCAUUCUGUAAGAAACGCUGACACUUCAUCUAGACAUGGCAGAAGAUUAAAUCUGAGGCAGCCUCAGGAACCUGUAGCAUUCAGCAUAUCACUUGGUGGAAGUUCUGUGCAACAAAAUAUACUACCAAACGCUCUGUCUGGAGAUCCUCUCGAAACAUCAUUCACUAGUGGUGAGAAUCAGACAAAUUUAGUCCAUCACCCUGCAUUGACGAGGAAUAUACACAAAUUUGCUUGGGAUGCUAGCAGCAAUUUGUCAGGUAUUGAAUUGCCACAGUGGGAAACACCAAGAAUCAAUCCCAUGUUUGCACCUACAACUGAAAUUAGAAAUCAUGUGCAUGAUCAAUCAAUGUGGAGUUUCACACGUGGGUCUUCUACAGAUUCUCCCUUUGUUUCUCGAGCACGGACGAGUUCAGCUAUUCAAGGGAAACAGCCAAAUCCCGCAUGGAUUCUUCCUCAGAGUGCCCCAAUACAUAAUAAUCCAACGAGAGCAUCACACAUUUCUCCUUGGUCUUUAUUUCCUAGUAUUGAAUCUCAAUCUACUGGUCAUGGUACAUCUCUUCCCUUACUGCCCAGAGGUCCUCCUUUUCUAUCCUCAAAUGAGCCAUAUAGUUCUAAUACCCGGAGCCAUCGCUCACGGAAAAGAAGAUCAGGGUUGUUAUCAGAGAGACAUAAUGAGCUUCUCCACGUGCGUCACCUAGGGAGGAGCUUAGCUGCUGACAGUGAUGGAAGGAAUCACCUUAUCUUUGAGAUACGUCAGGUAUUAACCGCCAUGAGAAGAGGGAAAAGAUUACAUGGUGUUGGAUCCACUUAUCUUCCGGGGUAUGACUAA
This is a messenger RNA of Eruca vesicaria subsp. sativa (arugula), 1104 nucleotides long. The record is from the annotation of a GenBank genome assembly. NCBI's taxonomy places the organism in Eukaryota, Viridiplantae, Streptophyta, Magnoliopsida, Brassicales, Brassicaceae.